AUAAAUUUCUCAUACACAACCCCUUUUGCACGUGGUAAACUCUCUUCAGACGACAAGACGUUACACUCCCUUUAAAAUGGAAUCUUUAGAAGAAUUUCUUCAGUUUCUCACCCCUGAAACACGUUUGGAUCUGAAAGUCCUUGCUGUAGAACAAGUAUUGGGCAUGACAGGAAAGGAAGAAGGUCGAACUCUCCUGCACAAAGAGUUAAAGGUAUUACAGCAUUUGACAAAAUUAACUGGUGACAAAGUGCCUGGAGUGGCUCGAGAUGCUUGUCUUGCUCUGGUAAAUUUGUCUGCGGACGAAGAAGGAGCUCUAGCAAUUCUCUCUGAUGAGCAUAUUAGAUCCGAACGACUGGAGUUUGUUGGUCAGAUGGUAGAAUUAGCCCUUGACCGUGAAUCCCCUCUGGCUGACCCUGCUCUUAUGGUUUUGUCUAAUGUCACCCGUCCAUCCCAAUUGACUGGCAAAGUCCUGGCUCUUAUGGUACGGGAUGAUGGAGAUGAUACUUAUGAUGAGACUAAGGUAAAUGAACUCCUGGAGCGACUCUUGGGAGCUCUCACUGCCACUAAAUAUAACAAUGUUGGAGCCUCCUUACAUUAUUUAGGACCUCUUCUUAGUAACUUAAGCCAGCUUCCCAUUGUACGAAGGUACAUUUUAAAUCACGAAAAAAAAGUUAUUCAUCGGCUUAUCCCAUUCACAGAAUAUCAAGAUUCUCUUGUGCGUCGAGGUGGUGUUGUAGGGUGUUUGAGAAAUUGCUGUUUUGAUCUUGACGAACAUUCCUGGCUUCUGGGUGAAGAUGUUGAUAUUCUUCCACAUUUGCUGCUGCCUCUGGCUGGUCCAGAAGAGUUUGAUGAUGAAGAUAACAGUAAACUUCCAGUUGAUCUUCAGUGGCUCCCUGAAGAUAAAAAGAGAGAGAAUGACCCUGAUAUACGAAGAAUGUUACUAGAGGCCUUAGAGCAACUUUGUGCCACUAAAGUUCAUCGAGAAUAUAUGAGAGAUCAUAAUGUGUAUAUCAUUUUAAGAGAACUUCAUAAAUGGGAGAAAGACCGUCAAGUGCUACUGGCAUGUGAAAACUUGGUCGAUCUGCUCAUCAGGAAAGAGGAAGAAAUUGGUGAAGACAAUUUACACUCUGUUGAGGUGCCAGAAGAUCUUGUUCAAAAGUUUGAAAAAAUGGACAAAGAAUUUUUGGAAGAUAGUUGAACAAUACUGUGAAAUUUUAUGUGCGUAAUUAAAAAGUGAAUGUAUUUUGGUUAA
Molecule: messenger RNA, 1252 nt
Organism: Thrips palmi
Lineage: Eukaryota; Metazoa; Arthropoda; Insecta; Thysanoptera; Thripidae
Product: protein HGH1 homolog
Exons: 6
Coding region: 77-1198 (373 amino acids)
Source: RefSeq, a predicted model, not a curated record